Molecule: messenger RNA, 1769 nt
Organism: Ricinus communis (castor bean)
Lineage: Eukaryota; Viridiplantae; Streptophyta; Magnoliopsida; Malpighiales; Euphorbiaceae
Product: ubiquitin recognition factor in ER-associated degradation protein 1
Exons: 9
Coding region: 421-1503 (360 amino acids)
Cellular component (GO): VCP-NPL4-UFD1 AAA ATPase complex
Molecular function (GO): polyubiquitin modification-dependent protein binding
Source: RefSeq, a predicted model, not a curated record
UUUCUGGUGCGUUUUGUUACAGCGAGUGGGCUUGUCUUUUUAGAAUGAGUACGGGCUAUGGGCUGGCCCGAUUAUGUCUUUGACUUGCCCACUUCAGUUUAAGAAUAAGAUAAUAAUUUUAAAUUACCAAUUUAAAAUUAUUAUUAAUCUAGAAUUAAUUUUAUAUAUAUUCCUAGUCAGGAAGGAAUUAAUGUCUCCUACUCCAUCGACCCCCGAGAAAAGGAUUCCUACAGGAAUAGGAAUUUAUGAAUAUCCAUACAUUAGGCUCUCUCCUUACCUAUAAAAGCAAUCAAACCAAACCACACUCACACUCACACUCGACCGCAUCAGCAACAACAAAAACCAAAACGCACCAGAGUCUACUCUUUUCAAUUCCUAAUUCCAUCAUCGUCUUAGGAGCUGUUUCAGUACAGAUAAAUUAUGGAUCACCUAGCUCACAACAGCUCAAUGUUUGAACGCAGCUAUCGUUGUUACCCUGGCUCUUUUAUUGACAAGCCGCAUUUGGAAAAGGGUGAUAAAAUUAUUAUGCCUCCCUCAGCACUUGAUCAACUUGCUUCUUUGCACAUUGACUACCCAAUGCUAUUCGAACUUCGAAAUCCCUCUGCUGAGCGAGUUACACAUUGCGGAGUUCUGGAAUUCGUUGCAGAUGAAGGCCUAAUAUUCUUGCCGUAUUGGGUAUGUCCAUUCGCAAUUCUGAUAUUCUGCUACUUGUCAGUCAGAUAUUUUUACCUUAUGGGGUAUGUUUUAGUUGUGAUUCUGGUAUUGUGCUACUUAUUUAUUCAUCUACUUGUUUAUUCUAUACACUUUCAGAUGAUGGAAAACAUGCUCCUUCAAGAAGGAGACCUUGUGCAAUUGAAAAAUGCUAGCCUCAUGAAGGGAACUUAUGUAAAGCUGCAGCCCCACACAACAGAUUUCUUAGAUAUCUCCAACCCCAAAGCAAUCUUAGAGACUUCAUUGAGGAACUACUCUUGUUUAACAACUGGUGAUACCAUAAUGGUUGCUUAUAACAACAAGAAAUAUUACAUUGAUAUAGUUGAAACAAAACCAUCCCCUGCAGUUAGUAUUAUUGAAACGGAUUGCGAGGUGGAUUUUGCUCCCCCUCUUGAUUAUAAAGAACCUGAAAAGCCAUCACCGUCUCCUAGGUCAAACCAGACGCGUCCUAAAGUUGAAGAAGAGCCAGCCAAAAAGAUACCAAAAUUCAGUCCUUUCAGUGGUGCCGCAAGACGCUUGGAUGGAAAACUAUCAACACAACCAGUUGCAGCAGUUACUGAACCAGUGCUGAAACAACACCAAUCAGAGGCUGGGACAGAUAUCAGGGGCUCCAAGCCAUCAAACGCUGCAUCUCGGUCUCACUCGGGGAAGCUCAUCUUUGGGUCAAAUGCAAACCAACCCCAAAAUGAAGCACGAGAGAUUGCGGCAAAGAAGAGCAGUCCAGAAGCUCCUCAGAAGGCAGAACCACCCAAGUUCCAAGCAUUCACAGGGAAGAGAUACUCUUUGAAAUGAUUAAAUCAAUUAAACUUUUCAGAAUUCAUCAUUUUUUGAAUAGAAGCUAGAAGAAACUCAUUUUUGAGAUAGAAGCUAGAAGAAACUUGUUAUGGUGAUUUUGUGGAGUGAACUCCAUUUUUUAUUAUUAUCAUUAUUGCUAUGUAAUUAUGUUUAUAAACCAUAAAUGGGGAUAGAAGCGACAAUAGUCCACGGUUUAUAGGAAUAAAUAAUGUAAUUCUAGAGUUUGGUUAUAUUAUACCUUGACGGAUCAAAAUUCAUUGUGC